AUGGCGACGGACAGUGCAGCACUGGCUGAGCAAUACGUUGCCCCACCUAUGACUCCAGAGCAGGAAGAUGCAAUCAUCUACACCCGAAUAACGAACGAUGAAAGGGCUCUCCGUCGUGUCAUCAAGAAGUUCCAUACCUAUGCGGCCAUCGCCAAAGACAGUGUACCAGGCAUUUCAAGUGCGAGGGAUGACGCACGCGACGCGUUCCUGGUGGAACUUGCCUCGUUCGACCUACAGCUCAAGAAGAGCUCGAUGGUCUGUGAAGCAGAGGCGAGGCAGGUGGAAGAAUACCGAAGGGAAAGACAGCGGAUAGCGGACGAACACAUCAAACUACGUGGUCAGAUUGAGCAAUUGAAGACGUCGUUAGAGCACGCUCAGAUGCUGCGAAGGCGAAAGAUGGAGUACGACCAAGUGGCAGAGAAGAUUAACGCCCUCCCCAGCCGAGAUGAACUGCAGGAGACAAUCGCGUCUCUCGAGAGUGAUAUGGCGACCAUCCAUCUUGAGCACGAAGCCCAGGAAAAGACAUUGCAGGCCCAAAGAGAUGCCAUCCAUGAUGUUGUCGCCGACCUCUCCUCCCUUCGUCUGCUUGGAAAGGACGGAGCUGAUUUAGGAACAUCGCGAACUGGUACACCUACCCCAGACGGAACGUCAGGGGACCACGGGUCAGCCCAAAAGCAGGAAACACCCGAAGUAGGUGCCAUAAGAGAGGAAAAAGAAGAUGGAGAAGACUCCUCCUCCGAUGGUCCACCCUCUACGACUACGGCGAAUUCUAUGAACCCUUAUGCUAAACCCUUCUCGCCCGGCUCGGUUGCGGCGACGAAUCGGUUACUCAGGAUACGCUCGACCGCAUCGGGAGCCUCGGGUUCCGCUGCGCCGUCUCUUUCGCCCAUGCCAUUCAGGAAACUCGUGGACGACGACGACGAUAUCGAGAUGGGGGAAGUUGCGGAAGAUGGCGAAGAAAGGAGGGAAUCACGGAGGGCGAAGAAAAAGGCGGCGGAAGAUGAGGAACCGGAAGAAGGCGAAGCAACAGACGCGAGUAGCGAGCUGUCUGAACCUCCGGACGAUUGAGAAUAUAAGUCUUUUCC
Molecule: messenger RNA, 1085 nt
Organism: Punctularia strigosozonata HHB-11173 SS5
Lineage: Eukaryota; Fungi; Basidiomycota; Agaricomycetes; Corticiales; Punctulariaceae
Exons: 3
Coding region: 1-1068 (355 amino acids)
Biological process (GO): mRNA processing
Cellular component (GO): THO complex part of transcription export complex
Source: RefSeq, a predicted model, not a curated record